Molecule: messenger RNA, 1793 nt
Organism: Quercus lobata
Lineage: Eukaryota; Viridiplantae; Streptophyta; Magnoliopsida; Fagales; Fagaceae
Product: pollen-specific LRR extensin-like protein
Exons: 3
Coding region: 188-1000 (270 amino acids)
Source: RefSeq, a predicted model, not a curated record
CACAUCCACGUUCACUCUUUUAAGGCACCUCGAGCGAGAGGCGACAACAAAUGUAGUUUUACUGUUCUGUUGUCUGUUUCACUGUUCGCUGUUCCUUUCCUAAAUUCCAUUUUCUUCUGUACUUUUUUAUUUCUUGUUUCGAUUUUAUGGAAAAAAUGGAAUUGAAGCAACAAUUAUAAAUAAUAUAAUGAAGCCUGAAUCGAACUCAGCAGCUUCUUCAUCUUCAUCUGCAUCUUCAUCAACAACACCAUCACCUUCUGGAAAGCGAGCUAGAGAUCCUGAAGAUGAGAUUUACCUCGACAACCUUCACUCUCACAAACGCUACCUCAGCGAGAUAAUGGCGUCCAGUUUGAAUGGAUUGACCGUUGGAGACCCACUUUCUGAUAAUCUCAUGGAAUCUCCAGCCAGGUCUGAAAGCAUGUUUUAUCCAAGGGAUGAGAUGUCCUUUCAAUAUUCACCGAUGUUAGAAGACUGGGAUGACUCUCGAUUUUGUGAGAACCCUAUAAACACAUGCUCCUCCCAACCUGACAGCGUACCCACCAGUCCUGUCUCUCCAUACAGGUAUCAAAGACCACUUAAUGGGUUCUUUUCUUCACCUUCCACUAGUUCACACCCUUCACAUGGUUGUGCCAUGGCUCCUGUCACAAGCACACAGCCUCGCCAACGAGGCUCAGAUUCUGAGGGCCGGUUCCCAUCAUCACCUAGUGAUAUAUGCCACUCAGCUGACUUGAGGAGGGCUGCUCUCUUGCGGUCUGUGCAGAUGAGAACACAGUCUCCUGGCCCAUUAUCUUAUGAACUGCCAUUUGGUUCAGGACAAGACCCUGUACCUAAUAUAGAAGCUGAAGAGCGACCAUGCUCAUACAUGAAGUCUUUGGUUGAUGAGAGGGAGUAUCAAAUUGAGGAGUGUUCUUCAAUGGGACUGCCAGAGUCUGAGUUUAAUCAAGAUAGCUCCUGCGAAGUGGUGAAUAUGAAUGUUAAAGGGGGUGAUUCUGAGGAUUAGAUUCAUUAGGAAGUGCAUUAGGAAGACAAGCUCUAAUCUCACCAUGGGCAUCUAUUUGCUCUGGGGUCACUGUUGUUUGUGUUAGUUAAAAGUGAGUAUUUCAGUGCAUGCCCCAAAAGGUCUCGGUUGGUUCUUGUCAAUUGGGAAAUAUGCAAGUUAAAGUCUCAUUAUUUUAUGCAAAUGAAAGGCCAUGAGUUAUAUAUCAGGCUGCUGACAAUUUCAUCCCCAAAAAAGAAGAGAUUAUUCACUUUGGACAUAGCAUCCUUCUCUUGAUUCUUGGCAGCAACUCGAGCAUAGCUUAUGAUGUUGAUGUUGUAUGAUAGUGAUAUUUAUGAGUAUUGCUUGUCAUCAUAGAUUCCUUGCGCUUGAUGCCUGUGAUCUUUCUGUGCCCCAUGAAUUGGGCUUUUCUACCCUUUAUUGUUCUUCAACACAAUUAUACUCCUGUCCUUUCUCUUAAUAUCCUGUAAAUCUUCUUUUUCAACUUACCAUUUUGAAUCAUUUCUCUCAGAACCUUACCCAUAUUCAACACAACAAAUACUUUAUCAACCAAAAAAGACAGGAUCUGAGAGCCAUCUCCCCCUAUCAGCCGGUCAGCCCGCACAGCUCGGGCCAGGAGAUCAGGAUGCAAACAGGCCCAACUCUAUUACAACUAUUGGCCCGAUGGGCUAAAGCAUGAGCAUUCACGAUUAUUUCUCUAAAGACAAAUUGAUUGACCCAGAUUCAAAAAAAAUGUAAUUCAAGUUUGAUACACCAUGCUAUUAAUUUUGUGAGGUUCCGAAGAGUCUUAUAGACA